AUCCAGCCACCUGUGUCACACAGGUUAUUGAAUAUUUUUUUGGACUUUUUGACAUUUGACACACGAACCUGCAAUUUCCCGUCCCUGGAGUCUGAACGCUCCUUCACCGCGUUGCGGUGAGCCAUCGUGAAUAGGCAGCGACGUUAGAUCGGCACUUGUCCCAAUCGACUUGCCUAUUUGAGGUGUCCUGCCGGCAUGGCAAUGACUCUUCUGCUGUUUGGGCUUUUGAUCGAGACGAGUGCUUAGAAAUGCAGAGGUUCUGAAUGGGGCUUGUGAAGUUGUGUCUUAAGAACAUCAACCCCAACUUGUGAGAGCUUGUCUGUCUCAUUCUGCCUCCUCGAGCACACUGGAGGCAACUCUACCAAAUCAUUGGCGUCAUUGGGUUAUCAGCAAGAAGUUUCGCCGCACCAUUCUCUCGUCGUAAACCCAGCCUUGCAUCAGAGACGGGAAGCCAACAUUUGUCGUCAUGACGUCCCAAGAUUUCACUGUGGAUGACGCCCUCAUCACCCAAGUGACGGCCUACGUCGAGCGCUACAUGUCCAACUACGACGCCUCCCACGACUUCAACCACAUCCAGCGCGUGCUCCGCCUCUCCCAGCACAUCCAAAUUCACACUCCCAACACCAGCCGGCCCCUCGUCACCCUCGUCGCGCUCCUCCACGACGUAGGCGACAAGAAGUACGUGAAGCCCGGCGAAGACGCCUCCCGCAUGGUGUACACGUACCUCCGCUCCCUUGACGUGUCCGAAUCCCUCGCCGAGGCCGUCCAGACCAUCUGCCUGGGCGUCAGCUACUCGUCCGAGAUCAAGGACCCCGCGCGCGUGCUCGCGCUCAUCGACAAGCACCCAGAGCUGGCCGUCGUGCAGGAUGCGGACCGGCUGGAUGCCAUUGGUGCCGUGGGCAUCGCCAGGACGUUUGCGUUUGGCGGCGCCAAGAGCCGGACUCUGGAGAACACCAUGGACCACUUUGACGAGAAGCUGCUGCUUCUCGAGGGAAUGAUGAAGACGGAGGAGGGACGACGGCUGGCCAAGGAGCGGACGGAGCGGCUGCGCUUGAUGAAGCAGUGGUGGGAGGCGGAGACGGGUGAGCACGUUGUGUGAGGAAGUACCAGCUAUAAAGACGGACGUUGGAAGACUAGAGGAAACAGAAAGCUACAAAAUAUAGAAGAUAAAUGACAUAGGUUCAGAUGGACAAAAAUUUACUGUUUAGACCACUCCGUCAGCGUGGCG
Molecule: messenger RNA, 1228 nt
Organism: Ilyonectria robusta
Lineage: Eukaryota; Fungi; Ascomycota; Sordariomycetes; Hypocreales; Nectriaceae
Exons: 1
Coding region: 467-1099 (210 amino acids)
Source: RefSeq, a predicted model, not a curated record